Molecule: messenger RNA, 676 nt
Organism: Oppiella nova
Lineage: Eukaryota; Metazoa; Arthropoda; Arachnida; Sarcoptiformes; Oppiidae
Source: the annotation of a GenBank genome assembly
ACGAGACCCUCGAAGACAUCGACAAAAACGGCGACGGAAUGGUUUCGGUCGACGAAUACAUCAGCGAUAUGUACGCUCCGGACGCCACCGGAGAUCAAGUGCCCGAUUGGGUCAUCAGAGAGAAGGACCAGUUCCGAGAGAUCCGCGAUAAGAACAAAGACGGCGUUAUGGACAGAGACGAGAUCCGCGAGUGGAUUAUUCCUCCGGAUUACGACCACUCGGAAGCCGAGGCCAAACACCUGAUUCGCGAGGCGGACACCAAUCAGGACUCGAAGUUAACGAAAGCGGAAAUACUGGACAGUUAUGACGUGUUUGUCGGCAGUCAGGCCACGGAUUUCGGGGACGCGCUUCUGCGACACGAAGAGUUCUGAGCGAUCGGACGGCGCCUUCUCGUCAUUCAGUACUUGUUUUUAUAGGUUUUUCAAGAAAUCCAAACUUCGGUCACAUAACUGUUUGGAAACGAAUUCCUGUUUUCUAUUUAUUUACACAAAGUUUUGCUAUAAUUAGUGAUAAUUUAUAUAACAAAGGCUUCUAUUUUCAACGAAUCAAUGCAACAAAUCUGUGGCAAUAAAUCCUUUUCGUCGAGAUCUGACUUUUAGACCAAAUUUCGGAACAAAUCUUAAAUUUCUAGUCAAAGACUUUUUAUCCAAAUUCUUGCUACCGUUAACUCUGUAUU